CCAUGGAGGGGAGGCUGGCGCAACACUAACGGUGCCAGUGAUCAGAGAAGCGGUGCCGCGUGUGCCGAGCACGUGAACCUCAACAUGUCGGACACAGGAGGAGGUUCAGGUACAUCACCCGCGCCCGGGAUGUCUGACAGCGAGGGUAUUGUGGGGCGUACCACCUCCGCCUCGGGGAUGUCUCGGACGUCAGGCACGAGCAGGACCUCCCUCGUCGCCUCCGCCCCUACCACCACCAUCAGCACCAUUGCCGUCCAGUCUGGAAACACGAGGAUUGUCAUCGCCCUUCUGCAGAGCGCGGAAUGGCUGGAGCUAAGAGUCGUGGAGCUGACCCCGGGGAUGGUGUACCUCGGCUCCACCCUCGAGGAGGCGACGCAGCUCCUUCAGGCGCACGAGGAAGUCCUCGCCAAGCUGCAGAGCAAGCAGAGUCCCGUGGAGGACCUCUUGAACCAAGCGGACCAGCUGAUCUCGACGCAGCGCCCCAGAGCUGAAGUUUACGCUUCCAUGGCCGAGUCUCUUGGUCUGGCAUGGAAGGACCUCAACGCCCAGCUGGAAACGAGAAAGCAAAUCCUGGACAUGGGAGUCGCCUUCCACACACGAGCGCGACAGUACAGCGACAGCAUGGAUGCUGCCGAGCGCGUUUACACCGACAACGUCCUGCCAAGCGACGCUGAAGGCGCAAGGCAACUCCUGUCGCAGUUACACGACCACAAGCGAGCCAUCCUCGAGGCAUCAAUGUACACGCUGCAGGAGGCUCAGGCCCUCCUUGCGCGGCUCAGGGGCCUGGCCACUGAGGGCGCCACCCUCGAUUCGAGGCCGCAGCAUAUCAAGACCAACAUCGAGUUUGCCUGCUCCCAAAUCGAGCAUUACCUGGAGUCACUGCACGACCGAAGGAGAUUCCUAGAUGGACUCUUCUCUGCAAGAAAGCACCAUCUGGAGCAGUGCCUCGCUUUGUGUCUUCUGUACCAGGACCUGACCGAAGCGGUAACUUCUCUGAAGCAGCUGCGCGAUGAAGUUUCCGAACAUCAGGGUCUUGGAGAAUCUCAGGGUAAUGCAGAGAUUCUCCUCCACGAACAUCUCAGGAGAGAGACAGCUGCCAAGGAACAGCAGGACAAGUGCAUCCGACUGUUGAAGACUGCAGAGCGCAUGGCAUCUGGAGGGCACUACGCUGGCCUGGAGGCUCGCUCCAGAGCCUACUCGGUCUUGGAGGCUGCCACAGCUCUGCAUGAGACAUGUGACACCCGCACUGCUCUUCUCCAGCAGUCCAUUCUCUUCUUCAAGCUAGCCCAGACGGCCAUGACCAAGUUGGACCAGGCUGAGGUGCAGGUGGCCAGUUUGGGUGGUGAAGGAGCACAGAGACUCUCCCUCGUGGUUGGGGUGGUGGAGGAAGCUAUUCAGCCAGCACUCGCAGAAGGAUACGCCAUCCUGGAGGUUACUGGAGGAAGAAAUCAACCCCAUAACUUGGGUAUUUCACUUGUGGUUGAGGAACUUGAACGACGUAGAAGUCAUUUGUCUUCCAUUUGUGUUUCCUCAACUGAGCAAGUUUUGCAACGAACAGAACUCUCUAAUGCCUUCCUUGAACAAUAUAACACUAUCGAGUCCUGGCUGGUCAGAAUUGGAGAUGCCUUUCUGCAGGGUCAUCAAGACCCAGGUGGCUCUCUUAGUCUAGCCAGGGACUUCCUCCACCUCCAUCAAACCCUUAAUAACGAUGUUAUGGAAAAGAAACGCGAAAUCGAUUCUCUCGACACAUUCUUGUCAAAGCUUUUACAAGAUUUAUCUGAGGAGGAGGCAACAGGCUAUCAAGAGAAAAUGCAAGCCUUGAAGGACCACUGGGAUGCAUUGAAGAAAGUCCUUGAUAUUCGUAUUGCCAUCAGUGACAAAUAUGUGAAGUUCCAUGAGGAUGCUGAGGCUGUGAAUAAUGAACAUGAGAGCCUUGAGCAGCUCCUUAAAGAAGCACAAGGAGAUGAUAUUGUUCCUCAAGUUGAAGCUAAGUGGGAACAAGUGCAGAAGUUGUAUCUUGAUCUUUGCAACAAUGGAAAAGCUUUUUGUCAAGAUGUUAAGAAUGUUGAAGAUCCCUACUUGGAUACAAAUCGGGCUGUGUUAUGUGUAGAGAAUAUUUUGGAGCAACUUGGCAAGAGGCGUCUUGUCAUUACUGACUUGCAUUCACACUUCCAUAUGAAGAUCACCACAACUAAAGAGAUGUUGUUAUUAUGGAACACUUAUAGAGAAAAUGUCAUAAAGAUGCAGUCAGAAAUGUCUAGUCUGGAGACAGACUUUUGUCCAUUAUUAAGAGGAGAUCCAGCUGACCCAGAGGAUAUAGCCAGUACUCUUGAGCAGAGGUUGAGUGUUUAUGUGUCAGCUGUGAAGAAAACUCAGGAGGAUAUUCAGAAUAUGAUGACAAGAGCAGAAGUUAUGUCAUAUAAAGGUGAUCAAGGAGGUCAGCGAGAUGAAGUUAUUGGAGCCCUUCUGCAACUCUAUCAGAAUCUGCAAAACAAAGCCACAGAAUACCAAAUCUUGGGUCACAUGCUAAUCCAGUGGUGUAGAAAUAUUGCUGAGAUUCACCGAUCUUGUGACAAACUGGAGUCACAAUUUGGUAAUGUCAGCCUUGAUAUUGGAGGUAUAGAAGGUCAGCUUUUGGAACAUGAGGCUUCCAAACAAGCUGUUUUGGAAUUGCUCAAAUUUGCUCAAAAUGAAUCAGCAAGUAUUGUGACCAAGAUCAAGGAACAGUGUCCCCCUGAUGCUGGAGCAAAGGAUAUUGACAUGAUCAAUGAAAUGUUGGAAAGACGUGGCAGAGUCUUUGAAACUGUAUGGUCUCAUCAUCAACAAAUGCUUGAAAGGCAACUCAAGCGUUCGCAGUAUCAUGUUGAUUUACAGGUUAUCAGCGACCAGCUUCGUGAUUUAAGUGAGCAGCUAGGUCGCAUGCGAGGUCAUUAUGGUGAUUCCUUGGCUGCUGCCAAGAGCAUGCAGACUGCAUUCACACAGUUUAAGAUCACUGUUGAUAUGCUAGAAAGACGUAUCCAAACAUUUGUAAGCACAGCUGUUAAAAUGCUUGGACAAGAGGAUGAUUCAGGUGAAGUACAACAAGAACUUGCUGAGUUGGAGAAGAAAUGGUCAACCUUCCAGAGGCAAGUUGGGGAGUCAGAGAAGUCUAUUGAACUGUCUAUUGACUUCUUCAAACUUGUUGAGGAGGCUGAAGAUUGGUUUAAGGAUGGAAGUAAACUCCUGGUAACUGUAGCUGGUGAAUCAUCUAACAUCCAAAAUCCAGAUCAAGCUCAGAAACUCAGGAAACGUAUUGAGCACUUCUUACAGCCAGGAGAGCAGGCUCAGGCAGAGAGAAUCACAAAGAUAUCCUCACUUGCCCUUCAACUGUAUGGUCCAGCUACUCCCAGACAGAUUGAAGUUGUAUCUCACCAGAAUACACACAUGCUUGAAAGCUUUAAUGUUAUCAACCGUAACCUUGAAAUGCUGAUUAUAAACCUGAAAAAUGCAGAAGAUCUUAGAGAAAAGCAGAAGAAGGAAAAGGAAGAACUUGCAGCUUCACUCACAGCUGCACAGGCUGAGGCUGAGGCUGCAAGAUUGAGAGCAGCCGCAGCAGAAGAAGCUAGAAGGGCUGCAGAAGAGGUGGCAAGAACAAUGGCAAUACCUGUAGAGCCUAUUGUUCCAGAAAAGGUUGAGAUUGAGAUCCAGACGGAAGCCAUCCCUCUGCCACCUGAGGAGCCCCAGAAGCCGGAGGAAACACCACCUGCUAAGAAGGCCAAGCUGAUUGAUGAUGAACCACAGCACAUGCCCCCAGUCUUCAUGACACCUCUCGUGGGGGCAUCAGUCUCGGAGGGAGUCAAAUUCUCCUUUGAGUGCAGGGUUAUUGGUUUCCCAAUGCCUGAGGUUGAAUGGCUCAAGGACAACAUGAGUAUCUCUGGAAACCCAGAUUAUAAAACAAGCUUUGAAGAAGGUAUAUGUACUCUUACUAUUGAAGAAACAUUCACUGAGGACUCUGCCCUUUUCACAUGCAAGGCAGUUAAUGCUGCUGGUAUGGCAGAAACAUCUGCAACACUCACAGUUAAGGAAUCAGAGGCAGUGGAGGUGAUGGCACCACCAUUAUUCACAAAGAGACUUGUAGAUUCAGCAGCUGAAGAAGGCUCUUCAUAUCAACUUGAGGCAACAGUAGAAGGUCAUCCACUCCCAGUUGUUUCUUGGUCAAAAGAUGGAAAAUGUGUGGAUGAAUCUCCAGAUUAUGUCAUUACCUUCAACAAUGGUGAAUGUGUGCUCAGAUUUGAGGAAGUCUUUGUGGAGGAUCAGGCUGAGUACCAAUGCAAAGCUACCAAUGAUCUGGGUGAAGAUAUUACUAAAGCCAGGCUUACUGUCACAGCGGUGGAACUCUCUGAACGGCCAAAGUUCACAAUGGUCUUAAGCAAUGUGAUGGCAAGGGCUGGACAGAAGUUUAAAUUGGAAUGCCAAGUUACAGGAAACCCAACUCCUACUAUUACAUGGUUCCAUAACAACAAACCAGUCAAGGAAACACCAGACUGUAGGUUGACAUUUGAUGGUCAAACAGCCACUUUAGUGAUGUCUGAAGCCUUCCCUAAGAAUGCUGGCACUUAUACUGUUGUGGCAAAGAACUCUGCUGGAGAAGCUCAGUGUUCAGCAAAUGUGUCUGUAAAGGGUCGCAUUCCAACUGAGACAAGUGACUCUGAGGUGGCAUCAGACAUAGAUGCAGAACCAAUAAAGCCUUCAGUACAACUUCCCUUGAAAGAUACCAGUAUACAGGAAGGGAGGCCAGCCCGUCUGGACUGUGUUAUUGUUGGUCAGCCUGAGCCAGAGGUUAUUUGGUACCAUGAUGACAAGCCUGUUAAAGAGUCCAAUGACUUCAAGUUGCUGUUUCAUGGUGAUCGUUGUUCCUUGAUAAUACAAGAAGCAUUCUUGGAGGAUGCUGGCAUAUACAGGGUAGUGGCUAUGAACUCCGCUGGUGAAGCAUCAACUGCAUGUUUUCUAAAUGUAGAACCUGUUCCUGAACUGGCACCCCCAUCGGAACCAGAAGCUCCCACUGUGGCACCACGUUUCUCUCAGCUGUUGACAGACAGUCAUGUCACAGAAGGAAAGCCAAUCACUCUUCGUGCUUCAGUGACUGGCGAGCCUGCUCCUACUAUAGCAUGGUUUAAGGAUGGUGUGCCCCUUCUUCCUGAUAAUGAGUUCCAGAUCCAGGAGAAUCCAGAUGGUAAUCUCAUUGUUCAUAUUAAUGCUGCAACACUUGACCACACUGGACAGUACGAAAUAGUUGCAUCCAAUGCGGCAGGGACAGCAAAGUGCGUGGCUUAUCUGAGCAUAGAACCUCGUCUCCCAACACCUCCACCUCCAGAGACCAAGGAACCUCCUGUCUUUACCAAACUUAUUCACGAUGUGACAGUGACAUCUGGUAGUGGUGUCAUAUUUGAAGCUGAGGUUACAGGGGUCCCAAAACCUACGGUAUACUGGACACUGAACGACUGCCAUCUCACUGGUCAAGAAUAUUUACAUGGACAACUGCAGUAUCUUAUUGGCAACCGAGGAAGUGUCCAUUCCCUGGAAUUACCUACAACAUCCAAACUUCAAGCAGGUAUCAUCACUAUUGUUGCUGAAAAUGCUGCGGGAAAAGCAGUGUCUGCAGCAACUCUUAAAAUUCUAGAUCCACCAACAGCAGUAGCGAAACCAGCAGCAAUGGAGCCUCAAGGGAAACCACACGCGCAGCAUCAUGUGAAGGAGGAGAGCUACACAUCAACCACAACAUCAUCCUCAACCAUGUUCCAACAAUCCAGUAUGGUGGAAACCAGCCACAUAACCAAGGUUGUCAUGAGUAGUGGAGGCAUGGAUGAAAAGAAGCAUAGCAUGUCUGCAGCCUCCACAUCACAGGUCAAGAAAGUCUCUGGACAGCCAGCAACAGAGGUUCACAAAGCACAUUUCCAGGAGGUGAGGCAAGAUGGGAUUGCACCAGCUGUGGUCAGUGAUAAAGUAAGCAUGGUAAAGGUUGAGGGUGACAAAGUGGUCCAGCAGGUGAGCCAAGAUUCUGGCACUGUUUCUGUCACUCCUCCUCCAAAGAAAUUUGUAACAGGCAAGAGGAAGGCUGCCCCUGCAAGAUUCAUCACACCUCUUCAGAGUAUCAUUGCCAAAGAGGAUGACCGAAUUGUUCUGGAAAGCACAAUUGAUGGUUAUCCAGAGCCAUCUGUGACAUGGACCCAUAAUGAUGGCCCUCUCAAGGAUGAUAUUCAAGUUAAGACUCAGUUAAACAAAACAUCACUGACCAUCCCCAGGGUCAACCAAGGACAUAGUGGACAUUACACAUGCUUCAUACAAAAUGAAGGUGGAUCUGCCCAGUGCACCUGUGAUGUUAUAAUCAAGAAGAAACAGUUCCCACCAGUGAUAUCGAAACGGCUGCAACCUGUUGUGGUGGGUGUAAACGAACGACUACACAUGGAGAUCGAUGUGACAGGUACCCCCUUACCUGAAGUUUCGUGGAUGAAGGAUGGUCAACCACUUACUCCUAGUGAUCAUUUAACUCAGCGCUCUGAGGGUACUAGACACCUUCUCAUCAUCCAGGAAGCUCAGUUAGAUGAUUCUGGUCGGUAUGGUGCUAUUGCUACCAACCCAGCUGGUCGAGCGGAGACUCUGGCAGAUGUUAUGGUGACACAGCUGAUCAUGGAUGAGAGCCCUCAGACACACAAGAUUGUAUUUACAGAUGUAACUGAUGAAACUAAGAGAAAAAGUGAGUCUAUGGAAGAAGGACAUGUGAAAACAAUAAAGCGAGCAAUAGAGGAAGUAGCAGUUGAGGCACCAUCCCCUACCUCUCCUGUUAAAAUGUUUAAAGCCCCUCCUAAAGCUCCUGUCAAAUCCCCAAUUGUCCCCCCACCAUCUCUCCCAGCACCCCCAGUUCCCUUGCACCAGUCACCCUCUGAGACUGCAAGUGAAGCAGAGGAGGAGGUGCGAAGGCCUCCAGGGAAACUGAAGAAAGCGUGGCCACCAGUGCCUUCAGAUGAUGAGCUAGAAUAUGCAACACGGAUGGAUACUAGUGUUGAGAUAGUUAGUAAAAAUGUGUCUUCCCUUAUAUCUUCUUUCUCUGCAAUGGAGACUCAAUCUCCUGCUGUGCCAAGUAAGCCAAAACCUGCCCCUAAACCUCUUCCAAAACCCAAAGCACCUGCUGAGCCAGACAUCUACCUUGAGCCUGAACCUGAACCAGUAUAUGGAUUUGUAGGUGGUACAGAAAUGGCUGUCAGUCAAGAAGCAGAGCCAGAAAAAACAGAAGUUAUUCUUCCUGAUGAACCCGUACUAAUUCCUGAACCAGAACCUAUUUAUGAAGAAGUUGUAAUGCAACAUGAACCAGAAGUAGAACCAGAACCAGAAAUUGAAUAUAGAAUUGAGCAUAUUCAUGAACCAGAGCCAGUGCAACAACAGGAAGAAGCUGUAACUCAUGAACCGGAAGUUAUCUUAAUUACAGAAACUUUGCCAGAACCAACACCUAAAGAGGAAGAAAUUAAGCUUGUGUCUCCUGUUCCUGAAAUAAUAUCAGAACCUGCAGUUGUUAUCAGUCUUGAACCAAAACCUGUAGAAGAGUGUACUGAAGAAUUUGAGGUUCCAGAACUUGAACCAAUUGUUUCAGUAGAAGAAACUAAGAUAUCAAAAUUAAAUCCCAAUGCUGCUGAAUUUGAACCUAGAGUAAUAAGAGAAGUGAAAACAGAAGUAACCUCAAGUGAAUCAAUGUUUUUUGAAACAAAAAAAUCAGUUUCAUCAUCCAGUUAUUCAACAGUUGAAACCAAAGUAUAUACAACUGGAAUAACAAGUCCUCCUCUGAAAGAAUCUACAGAAAUAAGCUCAGAUAUCAAAGUACAAGCCACAGUUCCUUCCGUGUCAGAAUCUGUAGUUGAAAAAUCCAUUACUCCUGAAUCCUUUGUUCAAGAGCCUGUUCUGGAUCAAGAGUAUCAACAGCCAGCAGUAGCUGAAGUACUUCCAGAGCUGGUAGAUAAAGAACACUUUGUACCUGAACCUGUAGUUUCAGAGACUUUCGACACUCCACCAGAACCAAUUGUUCAUGAGGUGGAAGAGCCUGUUCCAGAACAAGUAAUUCCUGAGCCUAUCCCUAAGUUUGAAGUUCCUGAUUUAGUUCCAGAGUCAGAAAUUACAGAGCCAGUGAUUCAGGAUUCAGAUUAUGUGAUUCAAAGUUCAUUUAUAGAACCAGUUGUACCAGAGCCUCAGAAACUUGUAGAGCCUGAGGAAGUUGUGUUAGAGCCAGUAGUUUCCAAUGUAAUGCCUGAACCUACUGUUUCUGAGGCAGUCAUAGAAGUACAGCAAGGUGAGGAUACUGUUGAGUAUUUUGUCCCAGAAAGUGAGCAGGUAAUUGAAUUUGUAGCAUCCCCAUUACCUGCUCGUAAGGAACCUAGUCCAGAGCCUGAACCAGUUCAAAUGGAUACUAAACCCUCAUUACCUGAAGUGAUUACUGAGCCUGUAAAAGAAGCUCCAGCUAAGUCAUGGCAAUCAAAAAUUGAAUCUGGCACAUAUGAAAGUAAGGUGCAGUCAGAUUUUAGUUCAAUUUCUUCUUUCUCUUCAAUGGCUUCUGAAACAAAGACCAUGUUUGUUACAUCAUCAGAUGUGCAGACUAGGAUGUUUUCUCAGAUGCCUCAACCACAACCAAAAGAACUAAAGAAACCACUUACGCCUCUCAUAAUGCCUGAAAGAAAGUCAAGUGUAGAGGAAACAGUAAAGCCUCCAAAAGCUCCUGAACGUGAUGAUAUGAAGGAACAAAAGAAACCUAAAAAGAAACGAGAAUCAGUCAUUCAAAUUGCAAAAAGAUUGGAAGAAACAAUUGUGCCAAUGUCUCCUGAUGAAGUACCAGGUGGUAUUCGCAUGUUCCCAAGUCCCAAGCAGCCAUCAACUCCUGUCCGUGAGACACCAACACCAACACGAGAAACAUCAUCUGCAAGGGCAACCCCCACCAUUGAAGAGAUAAUGACUAUUGAAUUUAAACCAGAGAAAUUCCCACAACUUGAACCAUUUCCUUUCCAGCCCCAAGAACCAGCUAGGAGAGAAAGACCAAGGAGUUUGCCACCACCCAUUCCUAGAAAAUUUAUUCCUGGUACUUUUACAGAUAGUGACUAUAGUGAAUAUGAAAGUGACAUGGAAAGUGAACAGCGACUACAUUUAAAGAAAAUUAAAUUUGAUGCUACAGGGAAACAGGUUGCCAGGCCUCAUUCAGUUGGUCGUGACCCUCUUCCACCUUGGGCUUUUGAUACUCCCCCAGUGUUUGAAGGCGGUAUGAGGCCUGAAGUACUUAAAAAAGAGGAAGAAAUUGUCAAGACGAAAAAGUCUGUUACUCCAAAAAUAAAGCCCAAGAUAGUAGAAAAGUUCUUUGCAGCCACUGGAGUUGAAGGGGAACAAGAGAUAAUAAAACCAGUGCCUAGAAAGCCAAAGAAGGAAACUAUUCCUCCUCCAACAAUAGUACCUGUACAAAAGCCAGAUCAAAAAGUAAAACAGAUAAAACCAAUAGUUAUACCAGAACCAAAGCUUGAAAAACCUAAGAUAGAGAAACCUGUGCCACCAGUCCCUGAACCAACAAUGAAAAUGGAGGAAAGGAUUGCAGAACCACAAGGAAAGCUAAUGAAGCAAUGGCCUCCUAAACCUGAAGAAGGAGAACCAGCAUAUCAGGAAUCUCAAGUGGGAGGAAGAUCAGUGAAAAGUAUGAUAUCAUCUUUCUCUGAAAUUAGUUCUCAGGAAACUUCCAUGUCUUUCCAGAAACGGGAAACCAAAGUUAUGAAACAGGAGACUAAAGUUUCUACUCAGUCUUACACACCUGAAACUAAACCUGCUCCAGUUCCAGUUCCAACAGUAGAACCCACUUUUAUUUCAAAACCACAAGCACCAUCAGCUCAUAUUCCAGAACCAGAACCUCCUCCAGUAUAUGUUACACCUGAACCUGCUCCUGUGUAUGUUGAACCUGAGCCUGCUCCAGAGUAUGUGGAACCUGAGCCUGCUCCAGUAUAUGUUGAACCUACACCUGAGCCUGCUCCAGUGUAUGUUGAACCUGAGCCCACUCCUGUGUAUAUUGAACCUGAGCCUGCACCUGUGUAUGUUGAACCUACACCAGAGCCUCCUCCAGUGUAUGUUGAACCCAAACCUGAACCUGCUGUAGCAUAUGUUGAACCAAAACCAUUACCUUUGCCAACUCCUGAGCCAAAAGCAAUUUCACAUCCAGAACCAGCUCCUAUCAUAUCCCCAGAGCCUGCUCCUAUCAUAUCUCCAGAACCUACUCCUAUCAUAUGUCCAGAACCCACUCCAGUAGUUCCUGGUAUGUCACCAGAUGUGGCUUUACUUGGUUUCCGCUCAGUACGUGCACCAACACCAAAGCGUGGUCAAACUCCAGCAAAAACAGCACCAGCUCCACCACCUCCAUUUGAUUUAGUAAUAUCCCCAGAACCUGUGGCAAAGCCAGCACCUAUUACAACACCAAAACCUGCACCUGUUACCGUACCAAAGCCAGCACCUGUUAUCACACCAAAGCCAGAACCUGUUACCAAACCAAAGCCAGCACCUGUUACAAAACCAUCUUUGCCAACAGUAUCACCUGUUCCCAAAACACCACCAAAACCAGUACAAGAACCUGUAAAGAAGACUGUUGUUAAGACAGAAGUCAAAUCCUCCAUUAAAGAGAAGAUGAUCAGAUCCACAGCUGGAAAGAUAAAUGAGAAAUGGCCUCCUAAACUGCAAGAAGUAGAAGUACCCAAGGCAAUACCAUUACUUAGAACACGUUCUCAUUCUUUAGAAAGACCACCUGUGACUGAGCCUCAAGUUUUACCCACAAGACCACAUGAAGCCCCACCCUCUGUGUAUUGGUCAAGCAACAUCACUGUUAGAGAAAAGAGGUUGUCAUGGCCACCACAACCAAUGCCUCAGACCCAGACUAUCACCACCUCAUCAAUAAGAGAAUCUACAAGCAGAACAACUCAGGAAGAGAUCACUCAAACAUCCCAACAGAUUUCAAAAACAACUCUGGAAAAGCAAGAUACAGUGCCAGGCCCAACACCUCUUAUAAUAACACCUAUGCAGCCUGUGGUCCAAACAAAGCCAGUAACCAUUGCACCUAAACAAGGCCUUGUUCUCCCCUCUGAUUCAAAGAAGAAACAACCGGCAAAGGAUAUUACUAUAAAAUCUAAAGUUCCUACAAGAGAAGGUUCUGUCACCUCACCUAUUAUCCAACUUCCUCCUUUGGAACCUUUCCCAUUCGCUGUAGAUCCAGAAAGGGAAAAGAAACCAAGGGGAAGAGCUCCAUCUAUGCCCAGGAAGUUUAUUCCAGGCUCAUUCACAGAAAGUGAAUAUGAAAGUGAUUAUGAGUCUGUACCAGGCUCCUUAUCAAGACUAUACAUGAGUGACAGUGAGGCAGUGGGAUAUAAACCUAUGAACAUUAAAAUGAAGAAAGGAAGGUCCAAGAAAUCAAAGCAGCCUUCCCCUCCACCUCCUUCUGCUUUUGGUCCUCCACCAUCGCUUGAUACCCUUCCUCCUCCUGGAUACCUUUUCUCAGAUGUUGAAUCUGAUAUUCCAACUUCAAAGGAAUCAACACCAGUGCCAGAAGCUGGUAGAAUCCAAAGUAAGCAUAUAGUGCAGACUGUUAAACUGCUUGCAUCACAGAUAACACCAGAACAGAAAUCAAUACAAACAGUAGCGCCAAAGCCUGUUAAACAAAAGACUCCAAUUGUAUUUCCUAAAGUAGCACCAGCCCAGAACAUUGUUCCACAGGUUGGGCCUAAAGUAUCACCCAAAACAGUUACUGUGGCUCCAUCUCAAUCAUUCAAACAAGCAGAACAGACUCACAUUCAAAAAACACAAGUACAGGAGCAUGUAACAGAAAAUAUUGGUGUUGUAGGUAUGAGAAAGAAAUUUGAAGAAGCUGGUGGUUCAUCUCCUACACCAAAAAGUGUUACACCUACACCAAGUCGUCAUUCAAGAAUACAGUCUCCAUCACCUAUACGUGGUGGUCCAUUAAGUGAAACCCCUGUUCUAACCUCUGACUAUAUUGAACACGUUGACAAACCAACACAGCCAACUUCUGAAAGAGUAGUUCCCAUAUCCCAAGAAAGCAGUGGGACUGAAAAAACAUCUUCAACUCAGGGUACCGUGAAGACAAAACCAGCAUCACCCAAGUCUCGUAAAAAGACAGAAACUGUUCAAAAGAGUGUGCAGGAGUUAGAAGAGAGUGGCUAUGCAGCAGAUACAGAAGGCACCUUGCCACGUCGUCACGGAAAGACCGUACAAUCAAAUUCAUCAAGCUUUAGCUCUAGUUCAAUUUCCAAAAGUGAAUCAUUCAUGUCAUCAUCUUUUUCAAAGAGUGAAAGCAAAAGUUUCUCCAGUUCUGAGUUUAGUGGCCAACCCACUUCAACCUCAUUCCCCCCUGGUUUCCCUUCUGGUGGUGCCCCAGGUACCUUUCCCUUUCCCUCAACUCCUGCCUCUUCAGUAGGUCAGACCUCGCACUUCUCCAGUACAUUCAAGUCAUCUGAAAGUAAAUCUUCCCAGGUUAAAAAACUAUGGUCAUUUCCCAAGCUAAACUGCAAUUGAUGCAAAAAAAACGUGAGAUUUUAAAUGUUUACUAGCAGGUCAGAAGAGGUCCGUGAGGAAAGGCGUGGAGGAGCCCAAGGUACUAAACCCACUCCAGAAACUAAACCAACAAGAGAAGAAAAGAAACCAAAAUAUGAGGAGUUCAGAAGAGAAACUCACGGACACCCAGGAACAUCAGGUCCUUAUUCUGAAGACACUUAUUAUGCUAUGAAGGAUGAGAGUGAUAUUUCCACUGAAGGGGGAAGAACUAAGAAGAAAGUUGAGAUGAAAAGUGAAACACAUGUAGAGGUAAUGUCAGACAAGAAGGUUGAGGUCUUUGAAAGCACAAGUGUUGAUGUUUCACCAAAACCCAAAAAAAA
Penaeus monodon (black tiger shrimp) is the source of this 12923-nucleotide messenger RNA. It is a transcript of the gene zormin, whose product is annotated as titin-like. Lineage: Eukaryota; Metazoa; Arthropoda; Malacostraca; Decapoda; Penaeidae. Gene Ontology annotation, cellular component: plasma membrane. Gene Ontology annotation, biological process: homophilic cell-cell adhesion. The record is from RefSeq and is a predicted model, not a curated record. Gene Ontology annotation, molecular function: protein binding.